Messenger RNA from Nelumbo nucifera (sacred lotus), 3304 nucleotides. RefSeq names its product disease resistance protein RPV1-like. Gene Ontology annotation, biological process: signal transduction; defense response. NCBI's taxonomy places the organism in Eukaryota, Viridiplantae, Streptophyta, Magnoliopsida, Proteales, Nelumbonaceae. The record is from RefSeq and is a predicted model, not a curated record. Gene Ontology annotation, molecular function: protein binding; ADP binding.
GGGCGUAAGAGUCCAGUUCCGAGUUCCGUCAGUUGUCAAGAACCAAAGACCGACCUUACACGAUGUGGCGUGUUCGUGGAAGGUCCAUGCAUCCUAUGGACCGAUAAGAUGGGGAAAUCUUGAAUCACCAUUUUACUAACCAGUAACCACCCCACUGGCGGCAGGCAUCUCAAAGGCCGCUCAGGCUCAGCCAUUCCUCCGGUCACUCUCUCGUGCUUUUUAUUUUUAUUUUUUGAUGGUUUCUUCCCAUCGGAUCGGGGGAGUUUCUCCAUUGUCUUCCACCACAGGCACCACUCUCCGGUGGAAUUAUGAUGUCUUUUUGAGUUUUAGAGGUGAAGACACCCGUAAGAUCUUUGUUGAACCUCUUUACAAGGCUUUGGUCCAUCGAGGAAUUAACACCUUCAAAGACGACGAAGAACUCGGGAGAGGAAAGGAAAUCGCCCCAGAACUGCUGAAAGCCAUAGAAGAAUCAAGGAUUUCAGUUAUCAUUUUCUCCAACAACUAUACCUCUUCAAGUUGGUGCCUGGAGGAACUUGUGAAAGUCAUAGAAUGCUGGAAGAGGAUUGGGCAGUUGAUUCUUCCUGUCUUCUACGAGAUCGAUGCAUCGGAGGUCCAGAAACGGAUUGGGAAUUUUGGGGAAGCGUUUGUCAAGGCGGGGGUGAAUAUUCAGAAGGUGCAGAUGUGGACGGAAGCUCUUACAGAAAUUGCAAAAUUUUCUCGAUGGAAUCCACAUAACUUUUUGAAUGGGAACCAGUCCAUAUAUAUCCAAAGAAUUGUUAAAGAAGUUUUGGUGAGAUUGAAUAAAACACUGUUGGAUGUCACCAUUUACCCAGUUGGAUUAGACUCCCGAGUAAAUGAAAUGAAUUCAUUAUUAGAUUCCCAAUCAGAUGAUGUUUACAUUAUUGGAGUAUGUGGUAUUGGUGGAAUAGGUAAGACAACUAUUGCAAUGGCUCUGUAUAACCAAAUAUUCCAUAGAUUUGAAGGUUGCAGCUUUCUUGCCAAUGUUAGAGAAGUCUCAGAACAACCUAAUGGUCUAGUUCAUUUACAAGAAACACUUCUUUCUGAUAUCUUAAUGGAAACAGACUUAAAGAUAAAUAAUCUCACUACAGGAAUUGAAAUGAUAAAAGAAAGACUGCAGCAUAAAAGGAUUCUUCUUGUUUUGGAUGAUGUGGAUCAAUUAGAACAAUUGGAAGCAUUAGCUUACAAGUGCAACUGGUUUGGCUUGGGAAGUAGAAUCAUCAUUACAACUAGAUAUGAGGAUUUGUUACAUGAUUUUAAAGUGGAUAAGACAUACAAGGUCAAAGAAUUGAAUUGGAUUGAGUCUAUUCAGCUCUUUAGUUGGCAUGCCUUUAAAAGGGGCUAUCCUGAAGGUGAUUAUUUGGAACUCUUAAGUAGUAUAGUAGAUUAUGCAAAAGGGCUUCCACUAGCUCUUGAGGUUUUGGGCGCUCUCUUGUUUAGGAAAAGCAUAUUUGAAUGGGAAGGUGCAAUUAAAAAACUGAAAAUUCCUCAUAGUCAAAUCCAAAAGAAACUCAAAGUAAGUUUUGAUGCACUAGUUAAUGAAGAGAAGGCUCUAUUCCUUGAUAUUGCAUGCUUCUUUGUUGGAACAAAGAAAGAUUAUGCUAUCAAAAUACUGGAUAGCUGUGGUUUCUCCUCGGAAAUUGGGAUCAGAAGUCUAACUGGUAAGUCCUUAGUCACAAUCAAUGAAAAAAAUGAGAUAGGAAUGCAUAAUCUUAUUCAAGAGAUGGGGAAGGAAAUUGUUCGUGAAGAAUCCCCACGGAAUCCUGGAAAACGCCGCAGACUAGGGAAUUCUCAAGAUGUACAUGGCAUAUUGACAAAAAACAUGGGAACAGGUGCAAUUGAAGGCCUUGUGAUAGAAAACUCAGAUGGAUUAAUUAAUGAACUGAAUGCUGAAGCAUUUGCAGCAAUGCAGAAACUAAGAUUCCUUAAACUCAACCAUGUACACCUCAUGGGGAGCUAUGAACAUCUUCCUAGAUCAUUAAGAUGGCUUUGUUGGCAUGGAUUCCCUUUGGAAAAUUUACCAACCAAAUUUCAUCUGGAGAAUCUUAGCAUUCUUGACAUGCAAUAUAGUAGAAUUAAGCAACUAUGGAAUGGAAACAAGUCGCUCAAAGAGUUGAAGAUACUUAAUCUUAGCCAUUCAGUGCACAUGACCAAAACUCCGAAUUUCUUAGGACUCCCCAAUCUAGAGAGAUUGAUCCUUGAAGGCUGUAUAAGUUUGGUUGAUGUUCAUCAUUCUGUUGGACACCUUGAGAAACUUAUUUAUUUGAAUCUAAAAAAUUGCAUAAAACUAAAGGAUCUGCUGAGGAGUGUUUGGGAGGGUCUGCAUGGAAGUUCUUUUGUUCUCCUUCUCAAGAGUGUAGUUCCAGAUUGGAUCAACCAUCAGAUUAUGGGGUCUGUAAUAUCAGUUCGCUUUAAGGAUUGUAGAAUCAAAGCACUGAUUAUAUGGGUAGUUUACACUUCGGAUGAAGAGACUAAUUUGAUCAGCAAGGCUGUACUGGAAGAGAUAGAGUUGAUUGGCAACCCUACUGGUGAGGAGACCAAUUUGAUCGGUUUUACUGCUUACAUUAAGUUCUAUAAUAAAAUGAAAGAUCAUUACUGGUGGUCAGAAUUCCAUGAGCCUUCAGUAAGUAACCUAUGUCAAAUGCAUCAUUCUUUUGUCAAUUAUCUACCCAAUAAUGAGAUGGCCAAUCAGUUUGACAGUGUGGAUGAAAUGGAGUUUUCAGUAAUAUGUAGAUCAGGAUCAGAUAUUGCAAGUUAAAAAGUGUGGGGUGCAUGUGGUUUACGAGCCAGAAGACGUGGCUCUCGAUCAUGCUGUUAUUGACAGAUAUGGAUCAACAAUGGAUACGGAAGGAGUUAAUAAGAAGAGAAGUCUUCAUGACCAUGAGGUGGGAACCACUUCUGUAGAGGUAAGGAACUGCAUUGAGGAUCUUCCAAAUGAUGCCACUAGAGUACUAAGCUUGCCCCCAGCAAUAUACAGUUCAAAGAGGGCCCCUAAGAGACUAAGAUCUUAAAAGGACAUCAGGGUGGUUUGAUGAUUACAAACAGGUGCUGAAAGCGGGUUGCUAAAUACAUGCUUACAUUACAAUGGCUUAAAAUCUGGGGAAAUAUUUGGUUCAUUUAAGGACUAAUGACUUGGCUAGCUAAGCCGUUGAAUGAUUUGACCUGGCCAAUGGGCCUUGUAUUAGAUUCAUUUAUUAGUCAAUAAUUAUCAUUUAUCAUACUUAUUUUUGUUUAAUACAAUGUAGAAAUAUUCUCAUUUUUACCAUGUAUUUUCUGUAGUUUUCCA